UGCACUAUUACACGCCAGAUAUGGUGCGCACAGAAAGCGUCCAACACGCAGAGUUAAAACAGCACCGGCAUACCACGUUCCGGUUCCAUCUUGGUACUCGUCCGCGUGUGCCCUUGAUACGACUGAAUGAGAAUUGCAGCGCAAGGCCUCUUUACCGGUGAAUGUGCUGUUCCCCUGUGCCUAGAAAAUGGAUAGUAAAUCAUUUGAUCAACUACACUGCCUAUUGCGUUCGGCCGAUGGCCAGCCGGCUGGAACGACAAGUGAAGUGCUUGUGACGGCUUACCGGUUUCUACAGUGACCGUGACUUCAGCUAUCAGAGGCGCUCAGCUACCUUUGAUCGCAGGCUGUAACCCACAAAAUAAACUGGUUCAUGCGUGUAGUACGGCCUUAUGUUCAUUUGUCGUGAACGCGAAUUCCGAUUUGCUGCAUUUCAAGCGUGUGUUGUCAACCAAAAGGGCAGGGACCCCGCAACGUACAUCGCGGUAGCCUCGCGUCAUGCCACGGGAUGACCCUCCCCCAAGAAUUUUCUUUUGCAGUCCCGCUACUAACGUUCCGUCUCCGAGAUUUGUUUUGGAGCAGAGAUCGAGGAGGAACUAAAGAACCGAGUGAUCAUGACGAUGAGUUGCUCAACCAAGCUGAGUGCCGUUUGAUAAAAGGCGGACGCCUGCAUUUGCUGGACACGUACUCCGGUCAGUUCGCGCGUUUCCGGUAGACAGUGACUUCCGUUUCUGUAUGUGUACAUGGGUGUGCCACGUGUCAGAAAAUGAUGUCUGCCACACAAGCUUCAGGAGGAAACAUGGGCGUGAACGUGGCUGUCUCUGCAACCAUUUAGGGCACGAGAAGCCAUGGCCACUGGACUGCCUUUCGCGCAGCACAUGCGAUCCGGACACACACACCACAUUCCAACUGCCCCCCCUUCAGCGAUUUGUGCAAUCUUCUCCCUGGUGGCCGUGCGUUUCUUCUUCUUCCAGCCACUCGCCCCCCAGCGAGGAUUUUAUUCGAAAAGUAGAUAACGCACGCACUGCGAUUGCGCUUUCCUUCCCUAUGUUUUUCUUUUCCCCCCUCUGCAGUCGCAUGACUUUUCCGCUUGUGUUUCCCCUGUGUGUCUUGACGGGGACGGCACGGACGGCUGUCGCUGUCUUCUCUCGUCACUCCAUUGCUCCUGUUCAGGGCAAUCUGUGGUGCUUGUCGUCCAGCUUGUUUCCAGUUGACAGUUUCUUCUUUGUGUUGACAUUCGCACCUCUUUUCACCACCAUCCCGAGUUACGAGUCUCCGCCGCGCUCGUCACACAUUGUCGUUGGUGUCCGACAGGGGAAAACACCUUGUCUUCGCUGCCAAAACAUUGUUCUCUGUUGGCUCUCUUGUGGCACAGCUGGCAGCCGCCUGACUGGGCAGGUUGCUUGUUUGUCGACGCUUUCCGUGCCGUUUCCAGUCUCGUCGUCAUGUCUCUUUGCUUCGCGCCCCUGCAUUCCGCAGCUCUGCUAGCUUCCGUUUCUUCUUGCCAAUUUUCUCGGAGCCAACUCUUCUUUCCACUUCCUUCUCAGGCGUCCAUGUCACUUCGAGCCCGACGGUUCAUCCGUUCACACCACCUGCAGACGACCCUCCCCUGACCAAAGCAGUAGUCACACCGCGUUCCACUACUCUCUGCAAAGGUCCGCCACCAUCUCUUGCUCUUGCAGUGCUAGUUUUUUCUCUAUCUGUGGUCCCGUCUUUUCCGUUCCGUCCUCUCCCAGAAACACAGCCUUUCUACGUCCGCAGUGUUUCCUGCCAUCUCGCUCUCUGGUCCGCCGCCUGCUCCGCGAAUUUCCCUCGCCGAAGCGCGAACUGUCGGGGGCUCCUCUUCUCUG
Messenger RNA from Toxoplasma gondii ME49, 1847 nucleotides. RefSeq lists its product as hypothetical. Lineage: Eukaryota; Apicomplexa; Conoidasida; Eucoccidiorida; Sarcocystidae. The transcript has a single exon. The record is from RefSeq and is a predicted model, not a curated record. The coding region runs from base 733 to 1485 and encodes 250 amino acids.